AGAGAGACGCAUAUAUAGUCUCCCUCACAUAGCUACUCCCUCAGUGCUAAUUGGGAGAGGUGCCUGGCCUAGCCAUUCAUUUCGCUGCAGCUUCAACGUAUGCAGGCCAGGCAGGUAGUAACAUAUAUUGGCCGCGCGGUGUCAUCUAUCUUCUAAGCUAGCUAAUAGCUGCAUGCGCUACUCGAUCAAUCUACCGCUACGGAGUAUAUAGCAUUUCUCUCAAUUAUAUAUCCAUCUUAUCCCAUAUAUAUAUGCCAAAAAACUGGAUCAUAUCAUCAUAUCUCUACAUUAAUUAACUAAAUGAUGAUGGGUGCAGAUGUGGGAGAGGUAGAGUGUAAGAGAUCAGCUGGUCGCAAUGCUGAUCCUGUACGCGGUGGUGGUAGUAGUAGUAGUAUUUGGGUGGCCGGGGCGGUGAUCGUGGGUGCGGGCCCCUCGGGGCUGGCGGUGGCGGCGUGCUUGAAGGAGAAAGGGGUGCCCAGCGUGGUGCUGGAGAGAUGCAACUGCAUUGCCUCUCUUUGGCAGCUCAGGACCUACGACCGCCUCCGCCUCCACCUCCCCAAGCACGUGUGCCACCUCCCCUUCAUGCCCUUCCCCCGCUCCUUCCCCGCCUAUCCUUCCAAGCGCCUCUUCAUCCGCUACUUGGAGGCCUACGCGCACCGCUUCCACAUCCGCCCACUCUUCCGCCGCACCGUCGUGUCAGCGGAGUACCGCGGGGGGCUCUGGAGGGUGAAGGCGCAACUUCAGCAGCACGAGGAGGAGGAGGAGAAAGAGAAGGAGGAGGAGUACGUGUGCCGGUGGGUGGUCGUGGCCACGGGGGAGAAUGCGGAGGCGGUGGCGCCUAGCAUCCAGGGGGCAGAGGACUUCGGCGGGCCCAUGAUUCACACCAGCUCCUACAAAAGCGGGAUGGGCUUCGGAGGGAAGAAAGUGCUCGUGGUGGGGUGCGGGAAUUCAGGAAUGGAGGUGUGCCUGGACCUGUGCAGCCACGGCGCCGCCCCCGCCCUGGCGGUGAGGGGCAGGGUGCACGUGCUGCCGCAGCAGAUGCUGGGCAAGUCAACGUUUGAAGUGGGCAUGUGGCUGCUGAGGUGGCUCCCGCCGCGCCUUGCGGACGCGCUCCUGCUCGGCCUCUCCCGCUUGCUGCUGGGAGACACGUCGCGGCUGGGUCUCCGCCGCCCGAAGCUGGGGCCCUUGCAGCUGAAGCACCUCUCGGGCAAGGCUCCUGUUCUGGACGUGGGAGCUCUGGCCAAAAUCAAGAGCGGGGAGAUCAAGGUCCGGCCGGGCAUUAAAAGAGUGGUGAGGCGGCACACGGUGGAGUUCGUGGAUGGAGAAGAGGAGCGCUUUGACGCCAUCAUCUUUGCUACUGGUUACAGAAGCAACGUCUCCUCUUGGCUGAAGCUACCGACGCCGCCGCAGCAGGAGGAGAAUAGUGCUGGGCUAUAUGCUGUGGGGUUUAGCAACCGUGGAUUGCUGGGUGCUGCCGUCGAAUCCAAGAGAAUCGCACACCACAUUGCAAACUCUUACGCCCUACUCGGCCCCCGCCCGCCCACCUCCUACCCGCACCAUUGCCGCAAGCCCUAGCUAGAUCACUUAGCUUCUUCCUCCACUAAAACAUAGGUUGGAGUAUUGGACCAGCUAUAUUCUUAUUCUCUAAUGUUUGAUCCUAUUUAAAUACCUAGCUAGUAUGAAAGUUUCCCAAACAUGACCCAAUGGUUCUUAAUAAUUAUUUAAAGAACAUACAAGACAAUCUUGAUCCUCUCGAUCUCCUCUUUGUCUAUUUUUUUUAGUCUCACCAUGUCACGAUUUUUCUCACCAAUAGUUCUUCGUAUGCACAUCUUCUCAUACACACCUUAUAUACUCAUCAAUGA
Cuscuta europaea is the source of this 1862-nucleotide messenger RNA. The record is from the annotation of a GenBank genome assembly. NCBI's taxonomy places the organism in Eukaryota, Viridiplantae, Streptophyta, Magnoliopsida, Solanales, Convolvulaceae.